UUCAAUUGUUGAUAAAAACAGAAAACGGACAAAAACAGGAAAACGUCAAUAUUUUUUGGCGCACUAUGAAACGCACUAUGAGACGCAAUUUAAACGCAGUUCGAAACGCAGUUCGAAACGUGAUUGUUGAACCAAAACUUUGGAUUUUGAAUCCUAAAAAAGAUAUAAAAAGAUUCAAGAAUUUUAGAGUGAAAAUGUUACCGAUUGUUCAAUUAAGAAUAUAAAAACAUGAAAAAAGAACCAAGAAUAAGAAUA
Molecule: messenger RNA, 255 nt
Organism: Ascoidea rubescens DSM 1968
Lineage: Eukaryota; Fungi; Ascomycota; Saccharomycetes; Ascoideales; Ascoideaceae
Exons: 1
Coding region: 66-224 (52 amino acids)
Source: RefSeq, a predicted model, not a curated record